Trifolium pratense (red clover) is the source of this 766-nucleotide messenger RNA. RefSeq names its product repetitive proline-rich cell wall protein-like. Bases 50 to 370 code for a protein of 106 amino acids. The transcript has a single exon. NCBI's taxonomy places the organism in Eukaryota, Viridiplantae, Streptophyta, Magnoliopsida, Fabales, Fabaceae. The record is from RefSeq and is a predicted model, not a curated record.
AUCACUCUUGUGUUUAUACACCAAACUCACAAAUUAAAAUCACUAAGAUAUGGCUUCCUUUAGCUUCUUAGUGUUUCUCCUUGUUGCUCUAAUUGUUAUUCCUCAUGGGCUUUCACAGUAUGGGUAUGGGCCAAUUCCCCCUCAGUAUUCCGGCCCUGGUCAUCCACCCUAUAGACUACCAACUGAGAAGUUACCGGCCGGAUACUCGCCUUCACAGGAGAAGCCAUCGGUGUACAAAUCACCGGUGUACAAACCACCAGUAGAGAAACGGAAAUCAUCACCUACCUCUAGGGGACCAGUUGACAAACCACCGGUUGAGAAGCCGUCUGUCUACAAGCCAUCAGCUGAGAAACCAACUUAUACGCCAUAAGUUGAGAAGCCAACGGUUUAUUAGUCUCCAUAGGAGACACCAAGUUAAUGCCCAAAGUACUCCAGAAGAUGAUGCCCAAAGUACGAUAGCAUUAAAUAUAUGCCUAUUAAGUACUCCCUCUGUCCCAAAAUAUAAGCAAAAAGGGGUCAACAAAAGUGAAUGUAUUUAGACUAAAUUUUAAACCAAAUUCAUCAACUUUCGUUGACCACUUUUUGCUUAUAUUUUGGGACAGAGAGAGUAAUAUAUUAUAUAGUUUAAAUAAAGCAAAGGAUUUUAGGUUUUUAAUUAGCAUCUAAUUUCAAACCUUUGUUUACAUUGCUAUAUGUUGCCAAGACAAUAAGGUGGAUGUAAAAUGAGCAAGAACAUAUAUAUGAAUAAGAGCUCUACUAUUAUUAA